Messenger RNA from Wasmannia auropunctata (little fire ant), 4482 nucleotides. RefSeq names its product putative thiamine transporter SLC35F3. The transcript has 12 exons. The coding region runs from base 543 to 2444 and encodes 633 amino acids. Lineage: Eukaryota; Metazoa; Arthropoda; Insecta; Hymenoptera; Formicidae. The record is from RefSeq and is a predicted model, not a curated record.
GCGAGCAGCCCAGUGAACUAGCGAAGGCUCUUAUGAGACCUAGCCUGGCAAUCAAUGGCAUGGCAGAAUGCUCGAGACCAAGUUCCCUUUGACCACAGUCCGUGCAGUGCGCGCAGCGACCACCGUUUCUCACCCUCUCCCUUCGGGGUGUGCGACGGCCCCGAAGAUCACCGCGCGCCGAUACAGCACGUUCCCUCGCGUGCACGAUACGCGAAUCCUCGAAAAUGAGACCGCGCGCGUGGCUCGCGCAAUGAACGGCUCAUAAUGAGCUGCGCAUUUCUAGCGGCGAUAAAUACCUAGAGCUAAUUAAUUACGUCGCGGGCGAGGUCCGUCAUUAAGUAACGUCGAUCGGCGAACGAAACCCCAGGGCGGGAUCUCGUUUUCGCGACCCGCAGCGCGACAUGCCGUUGUGACAUCGGUCAUCCGUGGUAAAUCGAACUAAGGAGGAGUCGGUCACACCGGGUGGACCAUGAACCAUGGAUACGCGACUCGAGAACGACGCGACCUCGGAAGAAAAACGUAAAGAAGAACGCGCUUAAGCCAUGGGUAGCGGAGGAGUUGGUGAAGUACCAACGAUAUUUCACCCUCGACGAUCGCGUACGUCGAAUAUAUCCUUCGUCGAAGAUCAGCAGACCCACGGUCCGUUCAUCACUCCCAUCCAGAUUGCGCUCCACGCUUCAGGAUGCGAGCAGCAACAGGGUUGCAGCGUCGUCGGCGGCGAUUCUGCGUCGAGUUGUCGCACCCUGGAAACCACCGGAAGUGUCGUAGGAGGCGGUGGCGGCGGCGGCGGCGAUAGCGGGAAUGUGCAAUCGACAGGCCAAACUCAAUCGUCGACCCAUGUAACCUCGGCUCCGGUAGUUCAGCAGUCGCAGCAACCGAGCUCAAUUUCGGCCUGCUUCGCUUCCUGCUGCGCGGAAAGCGCGAAGAAGAUAUAUUUCGGGGUGUGCGUGACGAUAUGCGUAACCGCGAGUUGGGUCGGAGCGACUCAUUGCAUCAAGUAUUUGUACUUUCAUGAACCAGACAAGAACUCGGAGACGUUCGAGUCCGCAAAUUCUUCCGUGAGCGGACUCCAUCAUCAACAUAUCAUUCAUCAUAAAGAAGGGUACGAUGCACCCUUCUUUACGACGUGGUUCUGCACCAACUGGGAAGUCUUGUACUUUCCGGUAUACUUCAUCUGUUGGGCUGCGAGAACCAAGUGCGCCACCCCUUCGGAGAUAAUCGCCGAGAGUCUCCGCGGUUUCCGCGAUAAAGGUUUCACUGGCGGUCGCUUCUUAAUCAGAUGCAGUCUUUUCUGCGGCCUAUGGGUCAUCACGAAUUACUUGUACAUACUAUCAUUAAAGAUACUGCUAGCCACAGACGUGAUGGCGUUAUUCGCAACCAACGUUUCAUGCGUCUACCUGCUCUCGUGGGUCAUUCUUCACGAACAAUUCGUGGGCGUGAGGAUAGUCGCGGUGAUUCUCUGUAAUACCGGUAUCGCGCUCUUAGCUUACAUGGAUGGCAUAACCGGAAGUCCGACGCUGGGGGGUGUUGUUUUAGCUACAGCAGCGGCAGCUGGCUCUGCCGUUUACAAAGUUCUCUUUAAGAAAGUAAUAGGAGAAACUACGUUCGGCCAAAUGUCUUUAUUUUUCUCCCUCAUCGGUUUGUGUAACGCUGCCCUGUUAUGGCCGAUUUGCCUGGCUCUGUACUUUUCCGGAGUAGAAACCAUACACUGGACAAAAUUACCGUGGGCAGCAUUACUCUCCGCUAGCAUCCUCCAUUUAGUUGCGAAUAUGCUCGGCAAUUUCAGCAUCGCAAUCACCUACGAUCUGUUCAUUACUCUUGGAUUAAUAACAGCUGUACCUGUAUCUGCUGCAUUGGACGUUAUUUUUUAUGGGGCGUACUUCAUGGGCAUGAAAUUAGCAGGCAUGAUCUUCAUAGCGGUGGGUUUCUUCCUCGUGAUGUUCCCGGAUAAUUGGCCAGAUUACAUAACAAGGCUCCUCCGAAACGUAGUCCUCAUGAGUCACAGUACAAGUAUCACGGGGGGCGGCCAGCAACGCGGCAGCAGGAAUAUCCUUAGGGGUCGCAGAACGUCUCUUCAGCAACGUCAGCACCGCCUGAGGAGCUACGGCGUUACGGCCGCGCACGGAGAUGGUCAGACGCUGCUGCCGAUGAGCAACAACAACAACAACAACAAUAGCAGCAGCAACAAUCAGCCCGCCACACUUCGAUAUGUUAACAACAACCCUCAACAAUACAGCUCGAUCUCCGAAACCCAAUCACGCCGUGUCCUUCCUUCUACCUCGACCUCCAUCACCUCGACCUCGACCUCGACCACCACCACCGUCGUCAGCAACAGCUAUUCGCAUGAUCCUCGUAAUCAACAGCAAGGUGGAGCAGGAGACACAGACACGGCAUGUCAGAUGGAUCGUCACGCGACGCGAUCGAUUAUCGAACCGGGUACAUAAAAUCGCACCUACGCUCGCCCUCGGGUAGGGUUCGGUGACUAAACACAUGGAAAAUCGAAGCAAUAACUAAGAUAUUAUGGCAGAGCUAUAUAAGCCUCGUACGUUGGCAGUGGCUCAGUGGCCAGAGUUGUUGUCGAUGUAUAAAUACAAUUUCGACCAUGAAAUAGGUUUACUCUAGUACUUCAGUACUUUUAAAUCUACUGAAUCCUUAGAGCUACCUUGAAAAGUAUAUUAAUGGUAUACCGUUCCAUCAACAUUAAAAAUAAGUAAAAAAUCAGAUUACAAAGUACAGAUAAAAAAAAGUCUGUAUUCUAAAACAAAUACUUUCUGAUCGAAUACUUACUUAAUUUAUUUAAAAUAUUUUAUUUAAACAUCUGAAUAAUUGAGAAAUCUGCAGUUGGAACUGCAAAAUGUGAAAAAGAAUUGGUUUAAAUUGUAUAAAAAAGUUUUUAAAGAGCUCAUUAAAGAAAUAUCUUCCAAAAAAAUAUAUUAACAAAAAAUUAAUAUAGUUGAUAUUUUCUCUUAUUAUUGAUGUUUUCUAUUCUUUUGCCACAAUUAUCGUUUCCUAACAAGCUACAAUCAAAGUAUUUAUAUAUUGGAUCUAGGUGCACCGGAGAUAUCUCUGUGGUACCCAUGGUCUUGACGUACAUAUUAUCGAUGUAUGUUUGUGUGAUAAACGUAGCUCAAUUUAGUAUGAAAAUAAUUUCGAAUCGAUAAUAAUCAGUCGGCUAUGUAAAACUUGUCUAGGUGUAUUCCAUUACAGAGAGGCUCGCAAGGAAAUUUGCUAUUAUGCAUUAAAAAUAAAAAUGUCUUGACUAAAUCGCUAAAAUAUUGAUAAAUCUUAUAGCAUGCUAUCAGAUGGGCAAAAACUUCGAACUCAACAAGAUUUGUCAAUUUCAAAUACAUUUUUAAAUAAACCAUGGAAAAUAUGUUAGAAAUAAUAUUUGAAUCAAGAUCUUCAGUCAACAGUUUCAUUCAUGUCACAUAUUCGAUAUAUUCAUUGUUAGUGAAAGUUACAAACAGUUAUGAAUAAUAUAUAAAGACAAUCAAAAAUAGUAAAUUAGCUCUAAAUACCAUUUUUCGUCUCUGAAGAUAUUGUUGGUUCGUAUAUAAAUGUUAUUUGUAGCAAAUGUAUCAUGACAAAAAUUAUUGAUACGAUGUUUUACAGCAUUUGCAAAUUGCAAAUGGCUUCUAUAGUGAUAUUCUUGUCCCACGGAAUUAGUAUAAUAUUACAGGGUUAAUAGUUUUAUUUCUAAUCUAAGUCCUUCUUAUCACAUAAUGUUACAACGGUGUCGGAAAUUUGUGAUGACUAUAUAGUUUAUAAAAUGAAAGAUAUUUAAUACGCCAGAAUACUCGGUAGAAUACUCGUGACAGCUCAAUUUACGAUAUAUUAUACAUAUAUCUACAUCGUUCCCGUGUUACAUUAAAUUUCACAAAUAAAGUUAGCGAAUAACAUUAACGAAAUUUGGGAAUUAUUAAGAUUCGUGAUCAGCUGAGAAUGAUGGUUUAUGAUGAAACUAUAAGAGUGUUUCGUCGAAUUCGAAUAAAAAUAUAUGUAUACAUAAACUUCUAGAAACAAAUUAAGUCUUAAAUACAUUGAGUCGUAAAUAUAUUUUUAUAAGUGUCACAUAUAAUAUUUUUCAUAGAAUUAUUUUAUGUCGAUUAUAUUAUUAUUUUUCAUGAAUUUAUCUACACUAAUAAAUAAUUAUCUCUGUUUGUGUUACUAGAUACAAAUUUUGUGUACAUAAUUAUAACAGAUUAUCUACAAAUUUUGCAAUUAAUUCCAAUAUUUUAAUUAAGAAUGUACGCCGGCGGAAUGUAUGUCGACAGAUUUAUUUAAUUUGUACAUAUAUAUUGUCAAUUACACAAAAGUUAACACACGUACGUCGGUUGUAAUCGCAAUAAUUAUAAUAUUUAUCGUGAAACUAUAUUGUAAUAGAGAUUCUAGUUUAACGUUGAUACACGGAGAAUAUUAUGAAAAUAUUGUGUAAAUAUUGAACGAAUGUGAUUGUCAAUAAUAAAUCUAGUUUAGUAAGAA